AGUGUAUUAUACUGCGACACAAGUUCUGAAAAUGUUGUUUCCCCUAAAACGAUGAUUUUUCUUCUUGCCAUUUUAAAUUUAACUUAUGGACUCAGGCGACUGCGCCACGCUGUGCGGACAAGUAGCUCUCUCAUGAGAUUAAACUUGAUAUUUGGCAGCACUUUUUGCUGUUUGUACAGAGUCCUUGACGACUUCUUCAUUAGUUUUACUUCAUCAUUUGUUGACUCUAAUACAGCAUCAGCAGUACACACAAGAUAAAUAUUCAAAACAGUGCAGUACAUUUAGUAUUUUAGUAUUUUUCGGUGUGUGACAAAUCUUUUGUUAUUCCCUCCUUCACCGCCUGUUUUGAAUAUUACCCUCAUUCAUCUGUGUCUUCUUUAUUAACCCCAUUGCUAAAUUACCGACUUCUAUAAAGGUAACAAACUAAAUUACCAUUAUCCCCACCCCGAAUGUCUCUUAUCCAAUAGGAAGGCGGCAAGGGCGUGGAGGCGUAAUGUUUACGUCUAGCCUGCUCAGAAGUGGGACAGAGUGCAAACCGCACCUGUCAUAAAGUGGGAUAUAGAGGUACGGUGCGUCCAAUGAGCCACUGCAAGACCGUGUACAGGAAAACUUCUGUAAGGUAAGGACUGUUAUAACUGUUGUUAGAUGUAGAUAUUCAUAGUGGAAUGGAGAGUUGUUUUUCUAACUUUUAGAGAAAAGAUAGGGGAAAACAACUAGUGUGUCACAUGCACAGAAUGUCAACAGAAGGCAAUAGGUUUAUAACAUUAACUUACUUUCAGAGAUGACUGAAGACAGUCCACGCAUAAAUUCGCUUACUGAUGUGGACUACUCAGGAGGGACAAACUGUGGUGUUUCUGUGUUUGAGAAGAAAAUCUUUCAAGUAAAGGUUUAUUUAAAAAAUCUUUAAAUAUCUGACACUUAGAAAACAUUGAAGACUCUGUCACAGUCCUGUGUUAUACUGCAUUGAUAUAGCAGUCAAAAGUAUGGUUGAUAGCUACUGUAAUGUGUCUUCAGGGUUGUCCAGAUGAUGCAUUUACAGUAUGUAGGGUAAAGACCAAUUAAAUUGAGACUAGCUCCAGACUAGCUAAUCUAAAUUAAUGGUAGUUAUCUCCUGCACCUGCUUGCAAAGCAGUCACCAGCUGCUGCGUUUAAAGGAGGCAUUAACAGAGACAUGCUAUCAGGUGGAGGCACAGGGUGUGGAGGAAGUAAAGACCCUUAGUGUAUUACAAUAUAAGAGCCAACACAUAGGCUAAUCCUUUUUAAAGGGGAAAAAAGAAGUUUUUAUCCCCUUAUUAGUUUGAACGAUUUAUAGUUGAACAAUCCACUGCAAAUUGGACUUGGAAAGAAGGUUGUUUCAUUGCAUUUCGUAAUAGAAACCACUUGAUAGAGGCCAAAUUCCUAGCUUGUUCUUGUCACCGUAAUUGCGUCAACUACAGCAACUUCAUUGAUUGUUUUAUCUCCACAGAAACAACACUGUUGACAAUGCAAAUGUAGUUAUCAGAGCUCACUCUGUUGUUUUCAUGCCAUUCCUGAAGUCACAGUGGUGCAAACUUUGACCUAUAAUUUCAUUUCAAUUAGUAAAAGAUCAGCCAUUGAUGAAAAAAACUCCACAGGAUUUUUAACCAUUCCUCCAAAAAUACACCCUAAUGUCAGAGGAAGUUAAUGAAAUGACCACACACUUAUAAAGUCAUUACAGGCCAGAUGAGUACACAAAGAUAGGAUAAUGUUUGGUUUAUGACCUCUUCACACUGCAGUCAAUAGGUCAUGUGACCUUAUCUGUGUAUGGGCUCACCUACAGACAUGUUGCCACAGUGGCAAAGCACAGGGCUCGGUUUAAAGGUGAAACAAGUCCAUGGAAACACCUCGUGCUGCCAAAUGUGGCAUAUGGGCUGGAUGGAAAAAAGGAGAGCGAGCACACAGGGAUCAGUCUGUAAGUGUGCAGGAGGUUUCUUACCAGGAGUUCUUGCUGCUUCAAAACUAAUAUAGGACCUGGUGAGAGAAGAAGAGGUCAGUAAGGAAUGUUGCCUCACCAGUGUGUCAGCUGACCUACUUUUAGCUGCUUAACAAGUUUGGUGGAAAUAUGAGAAAAAUGCACCCUUGUAACAACAUGUUUCAGAUAUUUGAGACCUCAUUAUGCAGCUGGUUGAAAUGAGUUAUUCAUAGAAAAACCUCUUCUUAUCUGAAAAGAGUGUCAUUGUUUUGCCCCCCUCUAUGGCUGCUAGGUUAGGUGAAUGAGUUUUUAAAUAUGUACGUGCCCAAAAAGAAUAAGUAAGCUUGGAAAUGUACUUCAUCAGCACUGACCUUAUUUGACACACAAAAAAAGAACAUCCUCACUCUGCCCUUGGCCAGCUGGUGUUAAGGUGUCUGCUCUGCUGUCCACAGAGCUGGCAUGUUGAGAAGGGGCAGGAAUGGCCGGGCUCGACAUGUGGCCUCAAGCGAAGCACGGCACGAGACAGAUGCCAUGGCAGUUAUCCAGACACCGGACAGAGAGGACUGGGAGGGCAGGAUCAUGACACAGGUGAGAUAUUUUGGGUGGGCUUUUUGGAGGUUGAAGAAAAUAGGGCAGUUAAAAAUCUGUAAUAUAAGAACAGUUCAUGAUGAGACUGUUUCAGUCUUUUUGAUCGGUGUAGAUAUUACUCCUUAUUCUUGCAUUGACUAUCCCUCUUAGUUUUAUCUUAUCAGAAAAGUGUGACAGUUACAAGGAAAUUGUCACAACCGCAGAAAACUCAAAGGCUAGCACCUGAUUGGAAAUUAUCUGUUGAACAAAGAGACCAAAAAGCAAAAACAAAAAAAAAAACUAUUUUAAAGAGUUCAAGAUAAAAUGUCCAAAGAUACAGAUGAGAACACAAAAGAGCAACUAGUAAAAUCCACAAGGAAGCACAAGACAGUUAGAUGCAAAUAUGAAGUCACAGGAAAGGUUGACAAAACUAACUGACCUAGAAAAUAAGCACACAAACUCUAAAUACCCUCAGGGUAAUCAAACACAGGUGUGAGUGCUAGAUACGGAUGUAACUAGUGAGGUUAAUCAAGCUCGAGGGACACUGCAAAAUAAAGCAGAUGAAGCUAGAACUACACACAGGGGUGUUCCUGAGUUUGACAGGGGGGGCCAAACUGGGUCACUGACUUUUACAGGGUGGCAUGAAGUAUGUGCAUAUGCGCGCACACACUUACUGACACACAUUCACUGACACACACACACACACACAAUUAAUAUCUUUGUUGACCCUAUUUCUCUACACUACUUUUAUCUACCAGUGAUGUUUGUCUAAAACUUAAAGAGGUAUUUACAAAAUUGAAAUGUGCUGAAAUGAAAUGCAAGAGAAAACUGUCAGCGGGAUGUCUGAAAAAUAUCAGCAUUUACUGAUUUUAACACAAGAUCUCUAAACAAGGAAAAAUCUGGGCACAGUUCAGAAUUUUAAGGUGGCAUUAGAUACACCGCUUUUUGAGCAGGGUGCUCACUUUUACAAUGAAAUACUUAUUACUUAAAAACUUAAUUAAUGUUUGUAUGUUAAAAAAAGAUUAAAAAAUAAAAGGAAAAAAAUACACAAUACUAUGUAAAGACAACAAUAAAAAUGGAUGUACCUGUAAAAACAUAAACAUCAGAUUGUAUUACUUUCAGUUUACAAUAGUCGUGAUGAUGUGCUACUAACAAAAAAUCCUCUUGUACAGGUAUGACAGUAAAUGAGAAUUAUUAGAUCAAAAACUGAAAUAAUUUCACAGUAUGUAAAUAAUCAAACGUAGACUUAAGAGAUCAAAACCUAAAUACACAUAUUUGAUGCACAUUCAGACUUCGUGUGUCAUAGAGCACUUUACAAAGGUGGAAAAAUAGAGCCAAUAGACUAUACAAUCAAAGGUUAGGAAAUGAAAACAUUUAUAGGAUGUAAGAGUUAUCAGUUUUGAGGAAAUCGAAUCAAUCAUCCCCAGUGUGGCUCUUUAAUUGGUCUUCAUUAUGAGAUGUAUUUUGGACUGCAGAAAGAAGAACUUACACGCCUUAUCACUCGAUGUGAGAGGUGCUUGAUCCAAAGGAGAGGGUAGAGGCACGUGAAGGAUUUCUGUCAGUAGUUUUCCACUGGGACUGUCCCCUGUCUGAAAAGGCUGUGUGGAAGACCAGGUCAGGCCACCAAAGGCCCGCGCUGGGGGUCUUGGUAUAUUUGGAAGGGGUCUAAUUUUACAGGAAGGAACACGUGUUGUCUUUAACCAAUGGGAAGCAGUAGCAGCUUUUAGGGAAAAGGUUGGCUUGGUGAGUGUUUGAAACAUGGCAUAAGGAGUCAGAUGGCUCUCAUUCUGGACUUUAGAUAGUUCAGCGCAGCAUCCAGACAGGACAGUCUCUGUUCCUCUUAACAAAACGGCCUCAUAAAAUCCCCAGACUUGCUCCUCUACUUGAUCUAAUUCCUUUUCCUCCCUACUGAGCCAACAUCCCUGCCUGGACUAUGGCCACAUCUAUGGACUUACCAGAUGCUGUUUGCAAUGUUUGUGUCAACCAGAUCAGCGACCCACAAGAGUCAGAGGUGGAUUAUCGAGCUGGGUCUCAGGUCGUAUCAGAGGAGGUGGCCCUGCCCAGCACAGACCCGGUGAUAGGGGAGUCCUUCUGCCAGUGUGAGCGACAGGAAGAGUUCAUCCCGGGCUUUGGCGUCACCAAUGACUGCCUCUGUGGGGAGGAGGAUCAGGGUGAGCAGAACCUAUAAACGCAUGAGGGUAGGCUGUAAGUAAUAGUUUUGUUAUACAUACAGUGUGCAUAGAGUAUGAACUAAUAAAGUCUGGGUCUGUGCCUUCAGGUUUCGAUUGGGUGUGGGAUGAACACUUCAAGUCUUCUGGAGCUUUCCUCAGCUGUGACAGCAGGAAGGUAACCUUUCACUCAGACUACAGCUGCGGCACAGCAGCCAUCCGUGGCAGCAAGGAGCUCACAGACGGCCAACACUUCUGGGAGGUCAAGAUGACGUCUCCGGUCUAUGGAACUGACAUGGUAGGUAGCAGAAACUUCAGUUCCUCCAGUAUCAGGAAGAGGCUCAAACAAACCUCUAUUACGUCUAAUAGACAAGGAGGAUUUUAACUAUUUCUGUUGAUUUACUUUGCUGGAUGCUGAUUUUCUCUUUUCAUGAUGCAGAUGGUGGGAAUUGGUACCUCUGAGGUGAAUCUGGAGAAGUUCAAGUACAGCUUUGGCAGUCUGCUGGGCCAUGAUGAGGACAGCUGGGGGUUUUCAUACACAGGUCAGAGGACAUGAAUUAUCAGUUUUCUUGAAGAAAGAUGCAAACUUUUCCUUCUAGUGGAAGGAAGUAUGCUGAGAGUAGAGCUCUCAACCUCAGUGCAAUUUAGAGUUACUUGUACUUUUUUUUCAAUAUAAUUGAGCUUUUUCAUGCCAGUAGUUAGAGGAAAGAACAGUUAAUAGAGAAAACUGUGAAGAAAGAGCAGGUGGUGAUAAGUAGCAAGGUCCGUGGGUCAGAUGUGGGCUGCCUGCUUCAAGGACUACUCAGGAUUUAAAUUUUACUUGGAAAUGUGUGUUUUUAUUUUAAAGUAUAAACCCUGUUUGAUUAAGAUGGUAUCCCAACUUUUUGAAUGGUUUUAUUUAAAGCUCCUGUGAGGGUUUAUUUCAACUGUUCGUCAAACUAAUACCGAUGCUUCUUUAUGGCCUAACAAAGCAGACACGAUCGUUCACAUUAUGAGCGAUAAUUUUGUUAGUGAGUGACACAUUUCACUAUGAAAGAACUCAAGAUAAGAUGUUUUUGUCUGGAAAUGCCACCCUGGCAGGUCCAGAAUAAGAUCAGAGAAAUGAUGCAAUGCUCAUCUUUGCCUGUAGGGGGUGCCAAAAUGGACACAAACCAAAAGUUCCACAUGAUAGCCUUAAAAUAGCCUCCAUCUCAAUCAAGCACCACAGUAUGAUGGCACCCAUGCAUAACGCCUCAGUUUCAACAGUAUCAUAAAUGUAGAUAGACUACACUGCAGCACAUAAACUACGGUGUGGUGAAAUGGACAAAAGACCAUGAAGAUCUUUAGGAUGAGUUGAUUCUGGACUUUGACAGCAUCAUGAGCAACAUGUUACCCUGACAGAUUAAGUUAAUGUAACUUUUCUUACAUCUAUGUUUAAAGGUCACCUUCAGCACAAAGGGGACAAAAUGAAGUUCUCCACUCGGUUUGGUCAAGGCUCCAUCAUAGGAGUUCACCUGGACACCUGGCACGGCACCCUGACCUUUUACAAGAACAGAUCCUGCAUAGGUGCGUGAUUUUAUUCACCUUUUUCUCAUUAUUAUCUAUUGUCUUUAACCUGCCCCCAUGUGGAGUGUCUUCAUUAUUGUGUAUACGCUACUUCAUCAGGUGUUGCUGCCACCCGGCUGCAGAACAAGAAGUUCUUCCCCAUGGUAUGUUCCACGGCAGCAAAGAGCAGUAUGAAGGUGAUUCGUGCCUGCUACACACCCACCUCCCUACAGUACCUCUGCUGCACCAAGCUUCGCCAAAUGUUACCCUCCUGCCCAGAUGUACUAAACAAAAUCGAGCUGCCCCCAGGCCUGCGGACCCUCCUCCAAACACAGCUGGGCUGGAUCUUUACCCUCAACAGUAGCCCUGAGCCUGAGGCACCUGAACACGUGGACUUGAGUGAGGACUUCCAGGAGGAUAUGAGUCUGCCUUCCAGCCCCAUCCCAAGCCCAAUUUCCACCCUGAGUGCCUGUGCCUCUCCAAGCCCCUGCACCAGUCCGUUUCCUGACUCUGUCUCAUACCAAUGCCCCUGCCAGAUAUCACCACAAACGCAACCCUGCAAAUGCCACUGCCCCCCAACUCCGCCAAGCAGUGAUUACGACAGCUGCUGCUCUGAGCCAGAGGAUUACCAGUGCAAAAGAUGCCGCUGGACAUGACUCAGCAGAAAAAACCCUUUAUUAAGUGUUGACCGCCAGGUAUUCUGUAAAGGCCAUAAAUCUCUCCUUUUGAAUAUAGGGAAUUGAAGCAAUCAGCUUUUGGAUAAAAAUUGCUGCAUUUAUCUGUUUAUUUGUCAUAUUUAUGACAUUCAAAUCAUGAGUGGGGGCAGAAGAGAGUAUAUAAGAGAUGAUUAGAGUUCUUAUUUUAUCCAAAAGCUAAAAGCAUGUUAAUGAGAACCAUUUGUCCUGCUCCACUUUGGUUUUACUUCUCAAAUCUGCCAGUUUCUGUCUCUGAAAAGCUCUAAGUGUUUAUUCUGAGGUGUGGAGUCCAGAAAGGAGAUGAUCUGCUUUUUGAUACCAAAGACGAGACUUUUGUACAGUAAACGUGUUUUGUAAUCAGUGUUUGGCUUGAAUGCCAACAGUUGUAUUCUUGCUAACAAGAUGAAUGUUUUUUCUAUUGACAGUUUGUAAUGAACUUUCUUACUCAGGAAAUUCUGUUAAAUAAAAGAAAAAUGGGAA
Messenger RNA from Xyrichtys novacula (pearly razorfish), 7364 nucleotides. The record is from the annotation of a GenBank genome assembly. NCBI's taxonomy places the organism in Eukaryota, Metazoa, Chordata, Actinopteri, Labriformes, Labridae.